Messenger RNA from Salvia hispanica, 2104 nucleotides. RefSeq names its product 15-cis-phytoene desaturase, chloroplastic/chromoplastic-like. Gene Ontology annotation, biological process: carotenoid biosynthetic process. Gene Ontology annotation, molecular function: phytoene dehydrogenase activity. Gene Ontology annotation, cellular component: chloroplast thylakoid. The record is from RefSeq and is a predicted model, not a curated record. Lineage: Eukaryota; Viridiplantae; Streptophyta; Magnoliopsida; Lamiales; Lamiaceae.
CUUUAUAUUCAUUUCUGCAUAUAAUCCUACUCAUCUUGGCUCCAAUGAUGCCACAACUCAGCACUAUCAAACCUUCUGCAAUUUCAACUUACCUCUGUUUCUUCAAAUAAACCAUCACAACUCAAUUCACCAAGAUUCUCCACCUCCCAAUUCUUACUUGCCCAAAGUUGCUGUUGAGUUGUGAUUGAAAUUAGACAGAAGGGAAUCAAAGAAUCUUUGAUUCGAAAGAUGUCACAAUUCGGACAUGUUUCUGCGGUCAACUUGAGCAGGCAGUGUAACAUGUGCACUGUCUUGAGCCCACAGCACGGCAGCUCCAUUGGGAACAGCAUAUCCUUUGCAGUUAGUGAUGCCAUGGGCCACAAGCUGAGGAUGCCAACUACACAUGCUUUUUCAAAGAGAUCUAACAGGAACGUGCAUCCUUUGAAAGUUGUUUGCAUUGAUUAUCCGAGACCGGAGCUCGAAAAUACAGUUAACUUUUUAGAUGCUGCUCGUUUAUCCUCAACGUUUCGCACAUCUCCUCGUCCAAGCAAGCCGUUGGAAAUUGUGAUUGCCGGUUCAGGUCUGGCUGGUUUGUCAACUGCAAAGUACUUGGCAGAUGCCGGCCAUAAGCCAAUAUUGUUGGAAGCGAGGGAUGUUCUCGGUGGAAAGGUGGCUGCCUGGAAAGAUGAGGACGGAGAUUGGUACGAGACUGGUCUUCACAUAUUCUUUGGGGCGUACCCAAAUAUACAGAACUUGUUUGGUGAGCUCGGUAUUAAUGAUCGGUUGCAAUGGAAAGAACACUCUAUGAUAUUCGCGAUGCCUAAUAAGCCAGGAGAGUUCAGCAGAUUUGAUUUUCCCGAAAUCUUACCUGCACCAUUCAAUGGUAUUUUGGCAAUCUUGAAGAACAAUGAAAUGCUUACAUGGGAGGAGAAAAUCAAGUUUGCCAUUGGGCUUUUACCAGCUAUAGCCGGGGGACAAUCUUAUGUUGAGGCGCAAGAUGGAAUAACCGUUACAGACUGGAUGAAAAAGCAAGGCGUACCGGAGAGGAUAACCGAUGAAGUGUUCAUUGCCAUGUCGAAGGCAUUGAACUUCAUUAACCCCGAUGAGCUUUCGAUGCAGUGUAUUUUGAUUGCAUUGAACAGAUUUCUACAGGAGAAGAACGGCUCAAAGAUGGCUUUUCUGGAUGGUAAUCCACCAGAAAGACUUUGCAAGCCUAUUGCCGAACAUAUUCAAUCGCUGGGAGGCGAAGUCCGUCUGAACUCAAGAAUACAAAAGAUCGAUUUAAAUGAAGACGGGACUGUCAAAAGCUUCAUUCUGACUAAUGGAGAUGUGAUUAAAGGAGAUGCAUACGUCUUUGCAACGCCAGUUGAUAUCCUGAAGCUUCUUCUGCCCGAUGAGUGGAGAGAUAUCCCAUACUUCAAAAAGUUGGAUAAAUUAGUCGGAGUUCCAGUUAUAAAUGUUCACAUAUGGUUCGACCGGAAACUGAAGAACACAUAUGAUCAUCUACUCUUCAGCAGGAGUCCGCUCCUCAGUGUCUAUGCUGACAUGUCCGUAGCUUGUAAGGAAUAUUACGACCCGAAUAAAUCCAUGUUGGAGCUGGUUUUUGCCCCCGCAGAAGAAUGGAUCUCCCACAGCGAUGAGGACAUCAUCGAGGCCACAAUGAAGGAACUCGCGAAGCUGUUCCCCGACGAGAUCUCUGCUGAUCAGAGCAAAGCGAAAAUCUUGAAGUACCACGUUGUCAAAACUCCACGGUCCGUGUAUAAAACUGUACCUGGCACGGAGCCUUGUCGUCCCCUGCAAAAAUCUCCGAUUGAAGGGUUCUAUCUAGCCGGUGACUACACGAAGCAGAAAUACUUGGCUUCGAUGGAAGGUGCUGUCCUAUCAGGAAAGCUUUGUGCUCAGUCAAUUGUAAAGGAUUGUGAAUUGCUGUCUGAGAGAGCGCAGAAAAUGGUGGCAGAGGCAAGCUUAGUCUAAGCUAGAUUCUUGAUUAAAAAAAGAAAAAGAAGAAAUUAAAUGUUGUAAGAAACAUUUUUAAAAAGUGUAGAAAUAGAGGAUAAUACAUUGUUCCAGCUUCUUUAACUGGUUUUUGAUGAUUGAUUGAGUUGAAAAUCAGCAACUUAUAGUA